Molecule: messenger RNA, 1449 nt
Organism: Zygosaccharomyces rouxii
Lineage: Eukaryota; Fungi; Ascomycota; Saccharomycetes; Saccharomycetales; Saccharomycetaceae
Product: homoserine O-acetyltransferase family protein
Exons: 1
Coding region: 1-1449 (482 amino acids)
Biological process (GO): L-homoserine metabolic process
Molecular function (GO): L-serine O-acetyltransferase activity; homoserine O-acetyltransferase activity
Source: RefSeq, a predicted model, not a curated record
AUGCGUUCGCUAAUGGGUUUAAUCAAACCAAACCUAGUGCUCCUAAGGGCCAAGAGAUUUAAUAGUAGCGGGAGUACUAAUCCUGCUAUGAUGUUCCCAUGUUUGGAUAAAAUGGAGCGAGUUUCUGAGGAGUUGAGGACUACAACCGUUGGUACACAGGGACAAAAUGAACCGGUUUACGGUAAAGUUAAAUCUGGAUUUGAAAUCUUCAAAUCUAAUAGACCCUUUUACACUGAUUAUGGUGGUGUUUUGCCUAAUUUUCAAAUUGCAUAUGAAACUUGGGGGACAUUGAAUGAAGAUAAAUCUAAUGCAAUCUUAAUACAUACAGGACUUAGUGCAUCUUCUCAUGCACACUCUACAAAUUUAAAUCAACAGCCAGGGUGGUGGGAAAAAUUUAUUGGACCUGGUAAUGUUUGUCUGGAUACAAACAAAUGGUUUUUGAUCUGUACUAACGUUCUUGGUGGAUGUUAUGGAUCAACUGGGCCUUCUUCACCUGAUCCUGCUGAUGGAUUACCAUACGCUACCCGUUUCCCCAUGCUAAGUGUUCAUGAUAUGGUACGUGCCCAAAAGAGACUGAUUAAUGAACAUUUUGGCAUUGAAAAACUGUAUGCCUCGUUAGGUAGCUCUAUGGGGGGUAUGCAAUCAUUGUCAUAUGCACAACAAUUCCCAAGUGAAGUCAAUAAAGUGAUAAGCGUGAGUGCUUGUGCGAGAUCUCAUCCCUCUAGUAUAGCAAUGAGACAUGCUCAAAGGCAAGUUUUAAUGGGAGAUCCUAAUUGGAAUAGGGGAUUUUACUAUCCAACCGCUGCCGAACCGAAUAAGAUUCCACCUCAUGUAGGGAUGAAAUUGGCUCGUGAGAUUGCCACUGUCACUUAUAGAUCGGGACCUGAAUGGGAAUCCAGAUUUGGUACCGAACGACUAGAUGAUGAAAGAUCACCAGUUCUGUGUCCUGAUUUCUUAAUCGAAACUUAUCUGGACCACCAAGGUGAGAAAUUCUCAUUGGAAUAUGAUGCCAAUUCAUUUUUAUACAUUUCCAAGACGAUGGAUCUUUUUGAUUUGUCAUUAUCUCAUAAAGAGAGAAGUAUUCGUAGGAGGGCCAGAGCUAAGGAAUUGUACGAGAGUGGUACAUUGAAUGAAGCACAAGAUCCAUUACUUGAUAGAACUUCAGAUAAGAAGAGACAUAGAACUAGUACUGUCGAACAAUCCUAUCAAGAUUUGAAACAAGGUUGUAAGCCACUGCUCGACAACGAUGUACUUGUAGUUGGUGUUAAAUCUGAUGGGUUAAUGCCAUGUUGGCAACAAAGGGAAAUUUAUUCGUUGUUGGAUGGCGAUACUAACCCUAACGUAGCACAUGUUGAAUUACAAGAAUCCGAAUCGUACUUUGGUCAUGAUACUUUUCUACUUGAUUUAGAACAUAUUGGUCGUAGUAUUGGCCAAUUUUUAUGUAAAUAA